This is a messenger RNA of Vigna unguiculata (cowpea), 1278 nucleotides long. RefSeq lists its product as uncharacterized. The record is from RefSeq and is a predicted model, not a curated record. NCBI's taxonomy places the organism in Eukaryota, Viridiplantae, Streptophyta, Magnoliopsida, Fabales, Fabaceae.
AUGCCGAUAUUUGACAAGUACGACGGCACGACGAAUCCCAACAAUCACAUGCGGGUAUUCAUGCACCAGAUGAUGUUCCACGCAGUCAGUGAUCCUAUCUGGUGCCGUGUUUUCUCGACUUCUCUCACUGGGGAGGCGUUGGAGUGGUUUUUCGAACUGCCAGCCGGUAGUAAUGAUUCUUUUGCCACUCUGAAGGAAGAUGGGGAAUCGUUGAGGAGUUAUCUUGAUCGGUACAACCGGAUGUCGGUCAAGAUGAAGGAUCUCAGCGACGAGAUCGCCCGACAUCAUUUCUCGUAUGGGCUCCAGCCGGGUGUUUUUGCGGACAAGAUAAGCCGCAAAAAGCCGAAGACAAUGGAGGAAAUGAGGGAACGAGCGCCCAAGUUCAUACAGAUGGAAGAUAUGCAGGAAUUUCGGGUGAAGAAGAGGGAGAAGGAGGAUGCCGCAGUCCCGAAGACCGCCCCUCGGCCGAACAAACCCUCGACCCGACCCAGCGAGAGAAAAGCACCUAGGUUCACGACGUAUACUCCUUUGGCCGUCCCUCGGGCUAGGAUCCUGCAAGAAGCCUUUAGUGCCGACUCACUUCCUGCGGCCAGGAAGAAGCCCCCACCCCCCAAUGCCGAUGGGAGCAAGCACUGCCAGUACCAUCGGGCGAUUGGCCACACCACCGAAGAGUGUCACACGCUUCGAUCGCCCUCCGCGAAGCCCGGUGCGGAACAGAAGUCCCGCACGAAGAGCCGCCCCAGCCCGGUGGGAGAAGCCCCCCCAGUCCCGUCACGGACUCAUCGAAGCCCAAGGAGGAGCCGCAGUCGGAGUCGGGAUAAACCCUUGAGGGGUUAUAUCAAUACUAUCUCCGGAGGCUUCGCCGGAGGAGGAUCAAGCUCAGCUGCUCGGAAGAGGCAUGUUCGGGCACUAAAAUCGGUUCAUCUGGUGGAGAAGAAGGUCCGGUCGAUGCCCCCCAUCACGUUUACGGACGAGGACUUCAAGGCGCCCGACCCUGAUCAUGAUGACCCGAUGGUCAUCUCAAUCGAGGUGGCCGAGUACGGGAUCGGGAAGGUGCUAGUAGACCAAGGAAGCUCCGUCAACAUCUUGUACUGGAAGACUUUCCGGAAGAUGAACCUCUCCGAGGACCUGAUCGUCCCUUAUAACGAGCAGAUCAUUGGAUUCUCGGGUGAGCGAGUCGACACGAGGGGCUACCUGGAUCUUCGUACCAGGAUCGGCUCGCGGAAGGACGACCGAGAGAUCAACAAAUCGCCAGACAAUGCUACGCCGCAGGGUUGA